Messenger RNA from Pogonomyrmex barbatus (red harvester ant), 1494 nucleotides. Its product is annotated as syntenin-1. Gene Ontology annotation, cellular component: cytoplasm; plasma membrane. The record is from RefSeq and is a predicted model, not a curated record. Gene Ontology annotation, molecular function: protein binding. NCBI's taxonomy places the organism in Eukaryota, Metazoa, Arthropoda, Insecta, Hymenoptera, Formicidae.
GUCGGCGAUCUAGCAUAAUAUAUAGAAGUCUGUGGUUUAUUCUGCUUGAUUCUUGUUCUUGUUCUUGAUUUAUCUGACGAUUUGCGACAAGAAAGGAUAUUGUCAGAUCUUGUCAAUUUAUAGCAGUUGAUUUCAAUUAGAGUAAUCAGCACAUUGAUAUUUGAUCGAUAUCCAUUGGGUAUAUCCGAUAUAUUCUGAAGAUGAGCUUAAGAAUAUAUAAGAAAUGUUAUACCAUCGAGAUGUCAUAUGAAUGUUCUCUGGUAUAUUAGGCAAUAAAUAAUAUUCAUAAAAGAUUCAAAAUGUCUCUCUAUCCCACACUGGAAGAUAUGAAAGUAGAUCAUUUGAUGAAGGCUCAAAUGCAAACUGAAUCACAAUAUGCUUCGACUGAACUUGCACUUCCCUCAGCUCCUUCGACACCGACCUAUAUUCCUUCAGCACCCACUAUGUUGUAUCCAUCUCUAGGAGAUUACAUGGGUCUCGAGCUGAAUGAAGAAAUCAUUGCGCAAAAUAUGCCCGAAUAUGCGCUUGCCACACGUCAAAAUGCUGAUGUGGCAUUUAAUUCAUCAAAUAUAACGUGUGGUCCAUUAACAGGAAUGAUUGCUCCUUUAUCAGGACAAUUAAUAACUUUACAAAAAGCUCAUGUGACAAAUGGUAUCAGAGAGUUGACAUUAUGUAAAGAUGCUGAUGGAAAAGUUGGUGUUAGAGUACAUGCGAUAAAUAAUGGAAUCUUUGUAUGCCUUGUAAGUCAAAAUUCUCCGGCAGCAAUGGCUGGAUUACGUUUCGGUGAUCAAAUUUUGAGCAUUAACGACGUAUGUGUUGCUGGAUAUUCAAUGGAUCAAGUGCAUAAGCUUUUCCGUAAUGCAAAUGUCAAUGGGAUUAAAGUAGUAGUACGCGAUAGACCAUUUGAGCGUACAGUAACAAUGCAUAAAGAUAGUAUGGGUUACAUCGGAUUUCAAUUUAAAAAUGGAAAAAUAAUCGCUCUAGUGAAAGAUUCUUCAGCCGCGCGAAAUGGACUUUUGACCGAUCAUCAAGUACUCGAGAUCAAUGGAAAGAACGUAGUUGGAAUGAAAGAUAAAGAGGUCACAGCAGAAAUUGAGAAAGGUGGAGAUAUCAUCACAGUGACGAUAAUUCCAUCAUAUAUUUACGAUCACAUGGUGAAAAAAAUGUCUAAUAAUUUGUUGAAGAAUUUUAUGGAUCAUUCUGCGCUGGAUCUUUAAACAUGGAAAUAAAACCAUCAAUUUCUUGUAUGCCAUAGCCAAUCACCAAUGAGUAUAUGCAUUCUUUGUAGCUUCAGUAAAAAAAAAAAUGAGUAUGCUGCAUAUCGUACAUAUUUACAAGAUGCCAAUCGUAUUUCUCGUAUAGUAAGCAUAUAUGUGAUAUCCGUUCAGAAAUAACCUAUUUCGUGUCAAAAUCUAUAUGACGCUAAGUGGCUUAAAAUUACAAGAAGAUAUUUAUCAGAGAUUAUUUUUUUAUACAUCAAUGUUUGCAAAAAAA